Messenger RNA from Trichechus manatus latirostris (Florida manatee), 1216 nucleotides. It is a transcript of the gene MITD1, whose product is annotated as microtubule interacting and trafficking domain containing 1. The record is from RefSeq and is a predicted model, not a curated record. Bases 187 to 732 code for a protein of 181 amino acids. NCBI's taxonomy places the organism in Eukaryota, Metazoa, Chordata, Mammalia, Sirenia, Trichechidae. Gene Ontology annotation, biological process: midbody abscission. The transcript is spliced from 7 exons. Gene Ontology annotation, cellular component: midbody.
CCGGUAUCCGCAAGCUCUGGUGUGUUACCAGGAGGGGAUUGAUCUGCUCCUGCAGGUUCUGAAAGGUGAGCAGCGAGUCAUGGAGCGGGGACCAGCGGAAAAGCAGUUGGGUUCCUGCUGUUUCUGAGGCGGGGCACCAAAGAUGACACAAAGAAAUGUAGUCUCAGAAAAAAAAUUUCUGACUACAUGGAUAGAGCAGAAAACAUAAAGAAAUACUUGGAUCAAGAAAAAGAAGAUGGAAAAUAUCACAAGCAAAUUAAAAUAGAAGAGAAUGCAACAGGUUUCAGCUAUGAGUCACUUUUUCAAGAAUACCUAAAUGAGACAGUUACAGAAGUUUGGAUAGAAGAUCCUUAUAUUAGACACACUCAUCAGCUGUAUAAUUUUCUUCGAUUUUGUGAGAUGCUUGUCAAAAACCCAUGUAAAGUAAAAAUUAUUCAUCUUCUCACAUCUCUGGAUGAAGGCAGUGGAAAAGAGCAGCAAAGUAAUGGCCUGCAAGAAAUAAAAGAAUCACUCCGGAGUCACGGUGUGCUGUUGGAGUUAGAAUACUCUUCUUCAAUACACGACCGGGAAAUUCGGUUCAACAAUGGAUGGAUGAUUAAGAUUGGAAGGGGACUUGAUUAUUUUAAGAAACCACAGAGUCGUUUUUCCCUUGGAUAUUGUGAUUUUGAUUUAAGACCGUGUCAUGAAACAACAGUGGACAUUUUUCAUAACAAGCACACAAAAAAAAUAUAAUACGCAGUGGCCUAAUUCACAUCAUGUAUUUCUAUUUUAAGUGAAUAUUGUUUUUUUUUUUUACUUUGUACAGAUCAUUUCUAUAAUGUAUGAGUUUAUCAGUAAACUUAAAUUUCUACUACUUUAUGGAUUCAUGGUUCAGUUUUGUGAACAUUUCUAAAUAUUUUUGUAAAUACAUUACUCAGUAGAUUUAUAAAGCUUCUUUUCAAGUCAUACAGUUAAAACAUUUUACCAGCUUUUAUUUUGGCUAUUGGAGAGUGCAGCAACAAAUAAUGAGCAUCUAGUAUGAAGCUGAAGGAGCCCUGGUGGCACAACGGUCAAGCACUCGGCUGCUAACUAAAAGGUUGGCGGUUUGAUCCCACUCAGCGGCUCCACGGGAGAAAAACCUGGCAAUCUGCUCGCAUAAAGAUUAUAGCCUAUUAAACCCUGUGGCGCAGUGGGGUCACUCUGACUUGAAAAACAACAGCACCCGACAACAGCAACA